Molecule: messenger RNA, 1851 nt
Organism: Peronospora matthiolae
Lineage: Eukaryota; Oomycota; Peronosporomycetes; Peronosporales; Peronosporaceae
Source: the annotation of a GenBank genome assembly
AUGAACGGCAUGAUGCAACCACAGAUCAUUUUGCUGAAGGAAGGCACGGACACGAGCCAGGGUAAGGCUCAGCUCAUUAGCAACAUCAAUGCCUGCCAAGCCGUGAUGGAUGCUGUGCGCACGACUCUCGGACCACGCGGUAUGGACAAACUCAUCCAUACUGGGGGCAAGACCACUAUCUCCAAUGACGGCGCCACGAUCAUGAACCUGUUGGAUGUGGUGCAUCCGGCCGCCAAGACACUAGUGGAUAUAUCACUCUCACAGGAUGCAGAGGUGGGCGAUGGCACCACGUCUGUUGUUCUGAUGGGCGCUGAGUUCAUGCGACAGGCCAAGCCCUUCAUUGAGGAGAAUAUGCACCCGCAGACAAUCAUCAAGAGCUUCCGCAAGGCAGGCCAACUGGCUGUACAGAAGAUAAAGGAUAUUGAGAUUCGCAUAGCUCAAUCGGAUGAAAUGGGUCGUCGUCAAAUGCUGGAGCGUGUUAGUGGUACGGCUCUCAACUCGAAGCUUAUCUCGCGACACAAGCAGUUCUUUUCUCCGAUGAUUGUUGAUGCAGUGUUGAGUCUGGACGAGGGACUGGACAUUAGCAUGGUUGGCAUCAAGAAGGUGCCGGGUGGAUCAGUCACUGAUUCUUUCUUGGUCAAGGGUGUCGCGUUCAAGAAGACGUUCUCGUACGCUGGCUUCGAGCAGCAGCCCAAAACAUUUGUGAACCCAAAGAUUCUACUACUAAAUGUUGAGCUGGAGCUCAAGUCGGAGAAGGAGAAUGCCGAAGUACGUCUGGAUGAUCCCUCUAAGUACCAGUCCAUUGUAGAUGCCGAGUGGAACAUCAUCUAUGAGAAACUGGAUCUAUGCGUGAAGAGCGGCGCUCAGAUCAUUCUGUCCAAGCUGCCUGUGGGUGACCUGGCGACACAGUACUUCGCCGACCGCGGCCUUUUUUGUGCAGGACGUGUCGCGCAGGACGAUAUGGCACGUACGCAGCGUGCCACGGGUGGUGUAGUGCAGACUUCGGUGCACGACAUGAAUCCGUCGGUACUCGGCUCAUGCGGUCGCUUUGAGGAGCGUCAGGUCGGCAACGAGCGUUACAACAUCUUUAUGGAGUGUGCAGAGGCAAAAAGUUCGACUAUCGUACUUCGUGGUGGUGCUGAGCAAUUUAUUGAGGAGGCUCACCGGUCUGUACACGAUGCGCUCAUGGUUGUAAAACGCGCUGUGGCUUCGUCUACGGUGGUGGCGGGUGGUGGUGCGAUCGAGAUGGAGGUAUCACGCUAUCUGCGUCAGUACGCGCGUACUAUUGAGGGCAAAGCACAGUUGUUGGUGAAUGCGUACGCCAAGGCAUUCGAGAUCAUUCCCCGCCAAAUCGCAGAGAACGCCGGCCACGACGCGACUGACAUUCUGAACCGCCUGCGUCAGAAACAUUUUAAAGACCCUGAGGAAGGCAAGUGGUUUGGCGUUGAUAUCACCACGGGUGGCAUCUGUGACACAUAUGAGUCGCACGUGUGGGAACCUGCUGCCAACAAGAUUAACUCGAUUGCAGCAGCAACGGAGGCUGCAUGCCUCAUCCUUUCGGUUGACGAGACCGUGCGCAACCCAAAGUCGGAGCAGCCGCAGGCUGGUUCUGGUGGCGGUGCACCAAUGAGCGCUGCUAUGGGUGGUCAAGGCAUGCGUGGUAUGAUGGGUGGAGGCCGAGGAGGUCCUAGUGGUAUGGGCCGUGGCGUGCGCGCUUUUUCGGGGCAAGGGUGGCGCAUAAGUGCUGCAUUUGCCAGCUGCUGCGCCAUAGGUAGAUACGGUGUAGCUUGGCAUCUGAUUGAACAAGGCUGCACGCUUGGAAAGGCCCUCAACCUUGACUUGUGGGGAUAG